GCAAGGGACCUGAAACCCUUUAUGCUGGGCAGAAACUGAACGACAACGAGUGGCACACUGUCCGGGUAGUUCGGCGAGGAAAGAGCCUCAAGCUGAUGGUGGAUGAUGAUGUUGCUGAGGGCACAAUGAUUGGUGAUCACACCCGCUUGGAAUUUCACAACAUCGAAACAGGGAUCAUGACGGAGAAACGGUACAUUUCUGUCAUACCCUCCAGCUUCAUUGGCCACCUCCAGAGCCUCAUGUUCAACGGGAUGCUCUACAUUGACCUGUGCAAGAAUGGUGACAUUGACUAUUGCGAGCUGAAGGCACGCUUUGGUCUCCGCAACAUUAUAGCUGACCCUGUGACGUUCAAGACGAAGAGCAGCUACCUGAGCUUGGCCACCUUACAGGCUUACACAUCCAUGCACCUCUUCUUUCAGUUCAAGACUACUUCGGCUGAUGGUUUCAUUCUCUUUAACAGUGGUGAUGGCAAUGACUUUAUCGCAGUUGAACUAGUCAAGGGGUAUAUACACUAUGUGUUUGACCUUGGAAAUGGACCUAAUGUUAUCAAAGGCAACAGUGAUCGUCCUCUUAAUGACAACCAAUGGCACAAUGUCGUCAUCACCAGAGAUAACAGCAACACACACAGCCUAAAGGUGGACACUAAGAUGGUCACUCAGGUUAUCAAUGGUGCCAAAAAUCUGGAUCUUAAAGGUGAUCUCUACAUUGCUGGCCUAGCUCAAGGCAUGUACAGCAACCUCCCAAAGCUUGUGGCCUCACGUGAUGGAUUUCAAGGCUGUCUAGCAUCUGUGGACUUGAAUGGGCGCCUGCCUGAUCUAAUCAAUGAUGCUCUGCACCGCAGUGGGCAGAUAGAACGUGGAUGCGAAGGACCAAGUACUACCUGCCAGGAAGAUUCCUGUGCGAAUCAGGGCAUCUGUAAUCAGCAAUGGGAAGGCUUUACCUGUGACUGUUCCAUGACUUCGUAUUCUGGGAGCCAGUGUAAUGACCAGUUGGCAGCUAGAAACCAUGCAGAGAAGAGAUGGGGGUUUGAUAUGAGUGCAGGUGGCAUGGGCAAUGUAGUAGCCAGCCUCCCAGUGUCAGGCCUGGCUGGUGAUUUAAAAGUGUUUACAGAGGGGUGUGGGUUUCAAAAUGGUCUGGAAAG
Molecule: messenger RNA, 1141 nt
Organism: Phaethon lepturus (White-tailed tropicbird)
Lineage: Eukaryota; Metazoa; Chordata; Aves; Phaethontiformes; Phaethontidae
Product: neurexin-3-like
Exons: 6
Source: RefSeq, a predicted model, not a curated record